Messenger RNA from Sus scrofa (pig), 1895 nucleotides. It is a transcript of the gene ACBD6, whose product is annotated as acyl-CoA binding domain containing 6. Gene Ontology annotation, molecular function: fatty-acyl-CoA binding; protein binding. The record is from RefSeq and is a predicted model, not a curated record. Lineage: Eukaryota; Metazoa; Chordata; Mammalia; Artiodactyla; Suidae.
CCCCGCCCCCUACCGGCCCCCGUCCCGCCCUCUUUCCGGGACCUCGAGGCCUGUGGCCAGCGGACCCCCAGCGCUGCUGGAGAGACCCCGGAUGAGUCCGAGGUCCUGGGUAGCUAGGAGAGGCCGGAGGAGACCUGGGCCGCAGGGGUUAGCCGCAGAGGGUGGCGGAGCCAGCCCUGCACGCGCCGGGCGGAAAAAGGGAGGGAGAUAGAGUUAAGGGAGGGAGCGCGGAGUAAGUGAGCUUGGGUCCGACUCAGGGAGGGGACUGGUGGGCCAGGCCCCCAAGACGGCGUUACACCCGGUCUGAAGAAGACAGGCGGACACAUGGCCUCGCCAUUCCUGCCUUCGGGGGCUACCACGGGCGACAGCGGCGGAGAGCUGAGCUCGGGGGACGACUCCGGGGAUGCGGAAUCCCUCCAGAGCCCCGAGACCGAGGCGUCCAGGAGCCUGACCGAGCUGUUUGAGAAGGCGGCCGCGCACCUCCAAGGCCUGGUUCAGGUGGCCAGCAGGGAGCAGCUCUUGUACCUGUAUGCCAGGUACAAGCAGGUCAAAGUUGGAAAUUGCAAUACUCCUAAACCAAGCUUCUUUGACUUCGAAGGAAAGCAAAAAUGGGAAGCAUGGAAAGCACUUGGUGAUUCAAGCCCCAGCCAAGCAAUGCAGGAGUAUAUCGCCGUAGUUAAAAAAUUAGAUCCAGAUUGGAAUCCUCAGUUACCAGAGAAGAAAGGAAAAGAAACGAAUACUGGUUUUGGCGGGCCCGUUGUUAGUUCUCUGUAUCACGAGGAAAUCAUCAGGGAAGAAGACAAAAACAUAUUUGAUUACUGCAGGGAAAACAACAUUGACCAUAUAACCAAAGUCAUCAAAUCGAAAAAUGUGGAUGUGAAUAUGAAAGAUGAAGAGGGCAGAGCUCUACUCCAUUGGGCUUGUGAUCGAGGACAUAAGGAUCUAGUCACAGUCUUGCUGCAAUAUAGAGCUGAUAUUAACUCUCAGCGUGGAACCAUCUACUAUCUUGUCCUGCAACAUUUCAUCACCUCAGAAGGACGCUUUGUACCCAUUAAGCAAUCACUCCCUAUUUCCCCCUUUCCCCAGACUUUGGCAACUACCGAUCUGCUUUCUGUUUCAGUGGAUUUGCCUAUUCUGGAUAUUUUAUAUAAAUGGGGUCAUAAAAUCUGUGGCCUUUGUGUCUGGCUUCUUUCACUUGGCAUAUUUUCAAGGAGUAUCCAUUUUGUAGCCUGUAAGAGUACUUCUUUCCUUGUUAUGGCUAAUUUCCCUUGUAUAGAUCACCUUUUUAUCAGUUCAUAAGUUGAUGAGCAGUUGAGUUGUUUUCACCCUUUGGCAAUUUUGAAUGAUUACUAUUAACAGUUUGUGUCCAUGUUUUUGUUUAAACAUUUGUUUUCGGUUCUUUGGUUAUGUACCCAGGAGGAGAAUUUAAGUUUAUGGUAAUUUGACGUUUAGCUUUUAGGGAUCAACCUCCAAACUGUUUUCCGUAGGAGCUACACCAUUUUACUUUCUCACCAGUAAUGCACGGGUUUCUUCACCAGCACUUACUGUUUUCCUUUUUAGUAGCCAUCCUGGUAGGCAUGAAGUGAUAACCUCAUCACGGUGUGAUUUUGAUUUGCGUUUCCCUGAUGACUAAUGAUGUUGAGCAUCUUUUCAUGUGUUUGUUGACUAUCUGUGUAUAUUCUUUGGAAAAAUGUCUAUUCAAGUGUUUUCCCCCUUUUUACACGAAAUUGGCUUUUACAUUUAAGAUGUAAAAUUCUUUAUAUAUAUUCUGGGCAUUAGACCAUCAUCAGAUAUAUGAUUUGCAAAUAUCUUCUUCCUUUCUGAGGACUGUCUUCUCACUUUUUGGUAGUGUCCUUUGGUGCACAUAAAGUUUUUGAUUUUGAUGAAGUCCAGUA